UGGUAGUAGUAAUGAAGAAUCUCUUCACGAUUAGGGCUUUUCAUAAAAGCCUAAUCUCUCUCUCCUCAUCAACCCGCCAUUUCUUCUGCUCUUCUUCUUCAUCAGCUUCUACAUUCGCUAUUAAAAAUGUUACAAAAUCCAACUUUGAGUCCGCGCUCAACGACCUCCGGCUCUACGUUAAAGACGCCGACUUUGUCGCCGUCGAUUUGGAAAUGACCGGCGUCACCAGCGCUCCCUGGAGAGAGUCCUUCGAGCUCGACCGCUUUGAUAUUCAGUACCUCAAAGUUAAAGACUCCGCUGAGAAAUUCGCCGCUGUCCAGUUCGGCGUUUGCCCUUUUCGAUGGGAGCCGCACAGACAGUCCUUCGUUGCUCAUCCGCAUAACUUCUACUUAUUCCCGCGCCAAGAAAUUAAGGGGGAUGAUACAUCAUAUGAAUUUCUUUGCCAGACAACCUCUAUCGAUUUCUUGGCUAAAUACCAGUUUGAUUUCAAUUUGUGUAUACGUGAAGGAGUGUCUUAUUUAUCCAGAAGCCAAGAAAAGGAAGCAUUGGGGCGGUUAAAUGCGAGGUACAAGGACCGUCUACUUGAUUCUUCUUCAUGCUGGAGAGAAGGUGUAGACACUAAAUUAGUAAGAGUUGCUGACAUUCUGUUUUCUGAGAGACUCAAGAACAAAAUCGCUGAAUGGCAUGAUGGGUUGUUAGGAGAUAGAAAUGGAGCAUCACAAACUUGGAAGACAUCAAAUGAUUCCAAACAACAAUUAAAAACCAUUUUCUUCAAGAUGCGUCCAGCCCUUGAUCUCACUGGCUUUACAUCUCAUCAACUAAGGUUGAUUCAGUUGGUCGUAAAGAAUCAUUUUGAAGAUCUUGUAUAUGCCUGUGUGGCUGGUGAAAGUUCCUCACAGCAGUUAAUUGUCUACACAGAUUCAGCAAGUGGUAGGGACUUACUUAUGAAAGAAUUGAAGGAUUGCCUUUGCAAAGAAGCAGAAAUGAAGAUCAAAGCUGCUAUUGGAUUUCGACAUGUUAUUGAUCUCCUCUCUUCUGAAAAAAAGUUGAUUGUGGGUCACAAUAGCUUUCUCGAUAUUGCACAUAUAUACCGAAAAUUCAUUGGUCCUCUUCCUUCGACUGCCAAAGAGUAUGUUAUCUCUAUCCAGAAGUUCUUCCCCUACAUAGUAGAUACAAAGGUGCUGCUGAAUGCAAGCACUGUCUGUCAAAAAAUUUCGAAGAAGAGUAGCACUUCAUUAUCGAAAGCAUUUGCCUUACUAUGUCCACAAAUUGCUUCGGGUGUUAAAACCUCUGGUUUGGCUGAUAAACGACUUGUUAAAGUGGAGGUUCAAGUUGAUAAUAAGAGGUCCUUAAACUGGAACUCUGGAGCCAAGCAUGAAGCUGGAUAUGAUGCAUUUAUGACAGGUUGUGUUUUUGCCCAGGCAUGCAGUCACCUUGGUGUUGAUUUCACACUUAAUCCAUCAUCGGUAGAUUUGUCUCACCAUGAGAAGCUUCAGGAGUACAUCAAUCUUCUCUAUCUUAGCUGGAUUAAUGGAGAUAUCAUUGACCUAAAAACUGGGGAACGUAAGGCGGACUCUAUUUGUUCUAAAGGCUUCAAAGCCCAUCACUCGAAGAUUUUGUUUUCAAACACAGUUCUGUUGUGGGCAUUUCCGGCUAAGCUCAAGGCAAGUGAGAUUAGAGAAUGUUUUUGUAAAGUUUUUGGUUCAUCUUCUAUUACCUUCAUCUACCACGUGGACAAAACUGCUGUCUUUAUCCAGUUCAGCAAACAAGAACUGGUAUCAGAUUUUCUGGUAUUGAAGGAAACUUUAGAAAGAAGUAAUGAUCCAAUCUCAGUUUUGCAUCCCCUCUCAAAGGUAUUGCAAGGGGGACGCACUCGUGCUGCCAGUUAUGAGGUUUAUAAACAGAUAUGCAGUUCAACUAUUUCAAAAGUUUUCUUUGCAGAUCAGGCUGAGGCCGUUGGUAUUGAAUGGAACGCCAAAUUAUCAAAACCUGUUUUAGAGGUGGAAAGACAGGUUGACUUUGAGGCCAGUGAAAAUCAGCUUUACACUGAUACUCGCAAUGAAACAGAGAUAGUCUCUGGGAUAGAUCCUCCACUUUAUAUGCAUAGCCCGACUGAUGAACUGGAUUCUUUGUGCCCCGCUGAAGCUCAGAUGAGCAAAUAAUGUAGGAAAAUCUUAUAUCUGUCCAAGAGGCCUCGUCUGAUGUCUUCUAAUUGAAUUGAUUGGACUAUAAUCAAGAGAAAGUAUUCAUACUUCAUACGGAACGAUCUCCAUAUAGUUGAUGAAAUUGUUCGCUGAAUCAAUCAGUUAGAUGUAUAGUGUAAGUUGUUCGCUGGUUGAAUCAGUAGAUGUAUAGUAACCCUUGAAACAGACAACCAAUUUUGUUUAACUGGGAGUCUAUCGAAUCAUCUUUUCAUGAUUUCCCUC
Molecule: messenger RNA, 2426 nt
Organism: Coffea eugenioides
Lineage: Eukaryota; Viridiplantae; Streptophyta; Magnoliopsida; Gentianales; Rubiaceae
Product: poly(A)-specific ribonuclease PARN
Exons: 7
Coding region: 12-2162 (716 amino acids)
Cellular component (GO): cytoplasm
Molecular function (GO): RNA binding; 3'-5'-RNA exonuclease activity
Source: RefSeq, a predicted model, not a curated record